This is a messenger RNA of Clupea harengus (Atlantic herring), 5184 nucleotides long. RefSeq names its product sterile alpha motif domain containing 11 (gene samd11). Gene Ontology annotation, molecular function: protein binding; DNA binding. NCBI's taxonomy places the organism in Eukaryota, Metazoa, Chordata, Actinopteri, Clupeiformes, Clupeidae. The record is from RefSeq and is a predicted model, not a curated record.
AUGGGCCAAGUUAGGGAAGCGGCGAAGAGUGCAAAUCUUGUUUGGUCUGGGUCUAUGAACUAAAGCGUGACUUUAACGAUAUAUACAGGGUUAAAAAAACAAGCCAUGCAAACGUCUCAUUAGCUUUAGCCAUUAGUUUCAUUCGAGUACUUAAAAAAGGACGCAGAGGAUGGUUAAUUAUUAACAUAAUCUUGACCAGGCAAUCAAUAACAACUUUUUUUUUUACUAAAGCCAGUGUAAUGUCCUUCUCUGAGAGUAUAAAUAGUGAACUCAUCAUUAAUCUCAUGAGACUUGAUUUGGUAAUUUAGCAUGUUUAAUGUGUGAUGUAAAAGCGCGAACCGGGAUGUUUCAGAGUUUUUGUCAAUAAAGGAAAUAAAAACACUAGUGAGAAAAUAUUUCAAGCUUCGACACCUUAAAAUUCAUCUUCAAGUCGAUGAGGGAUCAAUAAUCACUGAACCAACAUAAUGACCAUGGCGAGAAUCUCUCCUAGAUGUCAUGCAUUAGCUGUACGAGUCCGAUUAGACGUGGUAGGCUGGAGCUCGGUGAAAGCUGUCAUGCAAGUGAAGCUCUGAGCCCAGCGGAGAGCGAGGCUGUUGAGAACUGGGAACUGGUGAAUGGCAAUCUGUUGGUGAACUUACGCGGACGUCUGUCAGACAGCGACACGGGAGCCUUGCGUAAAACAAAGUGGAGCGCCUACAAGUCUGGACUAACCAACUCCGUAAAGAGGAUACACAAGUUGGGUCGGACGAACUGCUAAUCACUUGUUACCGGCGCUACGCUGUUAGUAACAUGCCUGCCAUCAAAAAGGAGAGACUGGAUGGGGAAGAUAUGGCAUUAGCUGCCUUCAACCAUCCCGAAUACCUGGCCCCUUUAAAUGCCACCGCUAUCCCCGUGGUGACCCCUCAUCCACCGCCGUACGACCACAUUUUCGCCCAUCAUCGCGCUUACUUGGGGCUACACGACACAGCACUGCAUCACCAGAGCCUCCACCACCACCCGGAUGACUUAAUGCUGGAGAGAUUCUCCUCCAUCCCGGACUUUCAGCCGUUUUUUGACAACGGGGAACCAUGUAUCGAAGUGGAAUGUGGGGAGAACAAGGCAUUACUCUAUAUUAACAAACUGUGUCAGGGCAGUAAGGGACCCUCAAUCAAAUAUCGGGGUGAGUGGCUAACCCCGAACGAGUUCCAGUUUGUGAGUGGACGGGAGACUGCAAAAGACUGGAAACGAAGUAUCAGGCACAAAGGGAAGAGCUUGAAGACCCUCAUGUCCAAAGGAAUCUUACAGGUACACCCUCCAAUCUGUGAUUGCCCUGGCUGUCGGAUUUCAUCACCAGUGAACCGUGGGCGUUUGGCAGAGAAGCGCACCGUCCCCCUCCCCCCAACCCGCAUCCCCAAGAAGGAGUUGGCCUCCAUCUUUAGCAGCGACGACAGCGAGGGGAGUGAGCGAGCUAGUGGGGACCAUGCCGACAUCAAGCAGGAGGACGACCUGCAGUACAGUAUCAUGAGAAAGAGUCGUGACAGUGACCUCUCAACGAUCAUCUCCAACCUGCACAACACCCGACAGCACGGCAUGCCCGAGGGCCAGCCCUGCGCCGACAUCAACAACCUUGGCCCCGGACAGGCAGAUGACAUUUUAGGCAAGAGGAGAGCAUAUUCACCCAACGGCAGCAGCGACUGCCCCUCUGAAAGCAAGAAGUCCCGAAGCGUGUCUCCCAAAGAGAACUCACACACCCCCGUCUUGGAGCCGGGCAGUCACAUGACCCCAGAGGAGCACUACCGGCGGAUGAUGUCAGCGCUAAACGAGCACGGCUCUUACGAGGAGCAGCAGCAGCGCCUCUAUCAGCUGGCCAACAACAUGCUGGUCCCCAGUCACGGAGAGCUGAUGCGGGUGCGUCAGGAGGCCAUGGCGGCCGUGAGGAACGCCGGGGCGAUGGAGGCCCACCUGCCCUCCAGCGGCAGCUCCUCCAGCCAGCGCCGCAAGCAGGGCCUGCCCCAGCAUCGAGACGCCCAUUUCAGCGAGAGAGAGAUGUCCCACCCUCCCCCGCUGCUGUCUCCUCAGAAUGCCCCUCACAUCGCCCUGGGCCCUCACCUUCGACCUCCAUUCCUGGGGAUGCCCUCUGCACUCUGCCAAGCUCCAGGGUAUGGCUUCCUCCAGCCAGCUCAGGCCGAGAUGUUUGCACGUCAGCAGGAGAUGCUUCGCAAACAGAACCUGGCCAGGUUAGAGAUGUCUGCAGAGCUGCUGCGACACAAGGAGCUGGAGAACCUGCACCGGCAGCGCCUGCUGUCGGACCCGCUGGGCCUGCACACUGGGCUGCCCCCCGACCACCCGGCCCUGCGCAGCCUGCAGGACAUCCCCGAGGGGCACCCGCUGCGCGACGAGCUCAACCGCCGCAGCGCCAUGCUGGUGCUGCGCCACAGCAACGCGCCGCUGCUCUCCCUCAACCACCACCACCACGGGGCCUCGCAGGCCGCCACGCCCUCCAAGGAGUCGUCGUCGGCUUCCGCCUCCGCCCGCAAGAGCUCCCGCAAAGGGGGACCGGGGCACAGGGGCGACAUGGUCAUAGGCGCCUUCGAUGCCAAAGAAAGUCGGCCGGAGAGCCGCGGGAGAGAUGCGGAGGCCGACGGCGGCGACGAGGAGAUGAAGGACUCGGACAGCGACGAGGAGGUGGCGGAGGAGAGGCCGGAGAGGGGCGCGGGGAAAUCCGACGGCCACGGGAUGGGAAACUCGGACAGGUGCCACCAGGGCAAAGACGGGGGCAAGUCGGGCGAUGCAGGCGUGAAGGAUCUUGGCGAAAGCUCGGGCAGGCUCAGCAUCCCUUGCAGCUCCGCAAGUCCCGAGUCGCCCAACCACCAUCUCUACACCCCGGUCCUGGGCAAGAGCGAAGCCAAGUACCUGCCUGCCGGACUGAUGCCCCCGCUGCCAACGCUGCCAGGCCAGACGCUGCCCUUCGGCUUCCCCUACGCCAGCCCUGCCUUCCACUCGGGCGCCAUGGGAGGUCUUUUCCUGGACGGGGAGGAGGCGGUGCCGCUGGAAGACAUCAGCAAGUGGACGGUGGAGGAGGUGUGCAGCUUCGUGGGCAGCCUUCCGGGCUGUGCCGAGUACACGCAGGUGUUCAGGGAACAGGCCAUUGACGGAGAGACUUUACCCCUGCUGACUGAGGAGCACCUGCUUAACAACAUGGGCCUGAAACUGGGCCCCGCCCUUAAGAUCCGCUCUCAGGUGGCGCGGCGCAUUGGCAGAAUAUUCUACAUGACCAGCUUCCCGCUGGCUCUCCCGCUGCCGCCAUCUGCACUGCGCCCCCCGGACAGAGACCCCCUGCCCAUGGAGCCCCGGCCCCCCUCCACCGGCAGCACCUCCUCCCCCUACAGCGGCCCCGCGGCGGGACGCGCCUCCCCCAAGCAGGAGAACGGAAGCGUGGUCUCAGCGGGAGCCUACGACUCCACCACCAAGCCCCCCUCGUAGAAGUGACCGCAAACCGCCCUCCCCCCUCCUCUUUCCUGGCAGUGGCUCAGUUUAGAAGUGGAGAAGGGGGUUUGGGGGGGGGGGGGGGGGGGGGGGUCGGUGACGGGAUGCUAGCAGACUGAGGACAGAGAGACUAAAUGAAGGGCCUUCAAGCUGUUUCUUCACUCUGUCUUACACACACUCUCUCAGAGCAAUCUUUUUUGCUUCCUCUUAAGAUUACAAACAUUGAGGACCUUUUUUGAUCACAGGCACUUAACAUUUGUGGAUACUGGACUAGGUGUUGAAUGAAACAGGAAAAAAACCCAAGACAAAACAAAAACGAUAAAGAACAAUCAAACUGAGCUACCCCGCACACCUCCACCUUCAACUGAACAGGCCAAAGGCAAAGACAUGGAGCUGGGAGCUGGAGAGGAAACAGGAAGUGAGAGAAAAUCAUUUUUCCUUGGGGGGGUGGGGGGGCACAAGAGGAGCAGACAGCUGGUCUCUCACAGCUUGCCAAAAAAAAUACAGAAUGCAACCCCCUUCUCUCACACACGCAGACAAAAACAGCAUUCUUCUAUGUCAGACAGACAGACAGAGUCAGACAGACUUUCGGAAAAGCGACCGAGGCUGGAUUCUUCAUGGUACCCAAAGCUUGCGGCACAGUCAAGUCAAAAAAUGAAAAAUAAAAAAAAAGUAGAGGAUGUAUCCUUGUUUCGCUUUCCCCAAUUUCCCAUCCAUUUUCACAAACUGACCUAUCUCAGAGAUGGGCCUCCUCAACGGCAGAAAGGAGCUCAACUCUGCGCUGAUGCAUCUAUGCAUUCCACAGUCCAAAAAAACCAAAGAUGAGCGGACGUGUGGAAUUUUUAGCUAGUGUCUAGUGUCCUUCUUUUCACGUUUUUUCUUUGGGGGCUUACUGGUGAUGAUCAUACUUGGUACAGUAUUGUUUUGGGAGUGAGAUGUGAGAAUAACAGUUUGGACUUCUUGUAGAAAAUGCAGAUGUAUGCUAAGCCGUCCUGAGACCAAAAGCCAUUGGCCUCUACUGAGGUUUUCUGUUCCCUAUCUUUCCUAAGUUCUCAUACAGGGCUCUUCUUUCUCCUUACUGGUCCCUGGGAUUCUUGUAUGGGCUAACUGGUAUGUGAUGGCUCAGGCCUUGGCUUUGGUUAGUGCUGAUGUCUAUGUAAGGUCACACUUACUACUGUGGGAGAGCAAGACAAUGCUGAAUUGUACAGUAAAAAUGCUUAAGAUGAAAAUAUACUGAAGGUUACAUAAGUGGUACUUCUCUGUUAAGUGUAGUUGCACGAAUUGCAUUUUCUUCAGUACUGAACGAAAUGUGACUUGCUGACUUGGUGGUACGUUUGUUCAAGCCUUUUUUGUUUCUGUUUGCUAUGUAUUCCAAUUGUAAUAUGAGCCCCACUUUUAAAAUGCGCAUUCAGCAUAUAAAUAUAAGGAAAAAGUAUUUAUAGGAAUUUUGUUGUAUGUAGUUAGAUUGACAGAAUUCAACAUGUAUAAAUAAAUCAUCCUUUUAAAUGGAUCCCAAAGAACAAUACUUUUUUCUCUUUGUUGCAGGGAAAUUAAAAGGCACAAAAGCUCUUUAUGCAAUUUAUUUUUUUUCUUUUUAAAAAUAUAUGUAAGCAAUGAAUUACAAUGGUCUCUAGAUUUCCCAUCAGUGUUUUUUUUUUUUGUCUUCAUCCUAUUUUUCUAUUCACCGCUGGGGUGAAAUAAAUCCUUAUGAAAAACUUC